Molecule: messenger RNA, 867 nt
Organism: Dioscorea cayenensis subsp. rotundata (Guinea yam)
Lineage: Eukaryota; Viridiplantae; Streptophyta; Magnoliopsida; Dioscoreales; Dioscoreaceae
Exons: 4
Coding region: 1-867 (288 amino acids)
Source: RefSeq, a predicted model, not a curated record
AUGUUCACUUCUGAGGAGUGGUCAACAAGUGCUUGGGCAAACAAAGCAGAAGGUAAAGAAGUGAAAAACAUAAUCUUAAGACAACAAGGAUUUUGGCGUAGUGUGAUCUAUACCAUCAAGACCACAAAACCUCUUGUUGGAGUUUUGAGAUUAGUUGAUUCUGAGAAGGUGCCGGCUAUGGGAUUUAUUUAUGGUGCAAUGGAUAAAGCAAAAGAAGAAAUAGCAACAAACUUGGGAGGACAAGUGGCAGAUUACAAAGAAAUUUGGGAUAUCAUUGAUGAGAAGUGGGACUACCAGUUGCAUCAACCUUUGCAUGCAACAGCUUAUUUUUUAAAUCCACAAUUUCAGUAUGAGCCUUCCUUUUCUAUGCAUCCAGAAGUUAGAACUGGCUUGUAUAUUUGUAUGGAUAAGCUAAUUCCAAAUCGAGAAGAACGGGAUUUAGCUGACAUCCAACUUGAUCAAUUCAAGAAGAAAAGAGGAUUGUUUGGCCGCCCACAAGCACAAUCAACAUAUAAGUUGCGUUCUCCUUCUGAUUGGUGGGAAGCAUUUGGAUAUGAAACAAUGGAGCUCUCAAAAUUUGCACAAAAGGAUAGAUAUUUAAAGCAUAAAUCACUCAAUGAGAAUGAUUGUGAUCCACUUGUUUAUGAAGACAUUCCAUCCGAUAGUGAAUGGAUGAUUGGUGAUGAUGUUGAUGACAAUGAUCAUGAAAUGGAAGUGGAAGAAGAAGAAAUACAAGAAAGUUCACGUCCAUCAAAAAAGAGUAGGCCUACUAAUGACAAAGGGAAGGCACCAAUGUUGAACCAUGAAGGAAUGAGUUGGGAUGAUAUCGAAUCGGAUGAUGACAUUGAUGAUGAUGGUGAUGAGUGA